This is a messenger RNA of Passer montanus (Eurasian tree sparrow), 1491 nucleotides long. It is a transcript of the gene PHOSPHO1, whose product is annotated as phosphoethanolamine/phosphocholine phosphatase 1. Lineage: Eukaryota; Metazoa; Chordata; Aves; Passeriformes; Passeridae. The coding region runs from base 16 to 1479 and encodes 487 amino acids. Gene Ontology annotation, biological process: bone mineralization involved in bone maturation. The transcript is spliced from 4 exons. The record is from RefSeq and is a predicted model, not a curated record. Gene Ontology annotation, molecular function: phosphatase activity.
UUGGCUGUGCGGGCGAUGACGUCGGCGCACUGCGGCGGCUCCGCGCGGCCCCGGUGGCGUCGCUUUAAAGGGGCCGCGCUCGCGGCAGCGCCGGCGGCGGCACCGGCCCCGGAGCGGCCCCGGACCGGCCCCGGAGCGGCCCCGGAGCGGCCCCGGAGCGGCCCCGAGCCCCGGCUGCCCCCGCGCGCUCCGGCACCGGGGCGGACCGGGCGCUCCCGGCAGGUUCCGACCCGCCCGUGCCCGGGAUGGUGCCAGCAUGAGGAGGUGCUGCCAGGCCGUGGGGCUGCCCUGCCUGUUCAAGGGCGCGGGCAUGGCGGGCGCGCGGCCGCCGCGCUUCCUGCUGGUGUUCGACUUCGACGAGACCAUCGUGGACGAGAACAGCGACGACUCGGUGGCGCGGGGCCGCGCGCUGCCGGAGCCGCUGCGGCAGAGCCCGCGCGGCGGCUCCUACAACGAGCACAUGCGGCGCGUGCUGGCCUUCCUGGGCGAGCAGGGCGUGCGCCCCGCCGAGCUCCGCGCCGCCUACGAGAACAUCCCGCUGUCCCCCGGCAUGGCCGAGCUCUUCCAGCUGCUCUCCCGGCACCAGGAGCUCUUCGAGCUGGUGCUCAUCUCCGACGCCAACACCUUCGGCGUCGAGGCCAAGCUGCGCGCGGCCGGCGUGCGCGCGCUCUUCCGCAAGGUCUUCAGCAACCCGGCCGGCUUCGACCGGCGCGGCGUGCUCACGCUGGGGCCCUACCACAGCCACAAGUGCCCGCGCUGCCCGCCCAACAUGUGCAAGAGGAAGAUCCUGGCCGAGUACCUGGCGGAGCGGGCGCGCGACGACGUGGAGUUCCAGCGCGUCUUCUACGUGGGCGACGGCGCCAACGACUUCUGCCCCGCCGGGACCCUGACGGCGGCGGACGUGGCGUUCCCCAGGAAGGGCUACCCCAUGCACAGGCUGAUCCAGGAGAGCCAGGAGAAGCAGCCCGGGGCCUUCCCGGCCGCCGUGGUGCCCUGGGAGUCGGCGGCGGAGGUGGCGCGGUACCUGCAGGAGCUGCUCCGCAGGAAAUGCUGAGGCCGCGGCGGCUCCGGGCUCGGCCGCGCUGCCGGGACCUUCUCCUGCCGUUCCCUGGCCAGGGAAGCACUUUCUGCAGGCCCCGGCCCUGCCUGGCCACGGAGCCACGGCCGGCCCUGCGCCCUUUGGGACCUGACCGGGAUUUCUGGUGGAGCUGUCGCUUCCUCUCCCUUUUGGCCUCGAAAGAGAAUUCCCGAAAAUCCAGCAGCCGGCUCCCGGCGGGCUGGGCACGUCCUCGCUCCUGCCAUCCUCCCCCUGGGCUGCCUGGCCCCGGGCUCCUGAUCCCGCUGGGAAUUCCGGCUGGGACAUCCCUGCUCCCCGGGCUCCUGAUCCCGCUGGGAAUUCCGGCUGGGACAUCCCUGCUCCCUCAGCUCCUGAUCCCAUGGGAAUUCCGGCUGGGACAUCCCUGCUCCCUGGGCUCCUGAGCCCGCUGGGAA